UUGCAAAAAUAGAUUAACGAAGUUGCGGAGGGACAUCAUCUCGUGACUACAAGGAUACGUCGUUUUCUCGGUAUAGUUCCUCGAUUUGCUAUCGAAAGCUACUUUUUAGAUUCCGAGCUUAUUCUAGAGACGUCCAUUGAAGCCCACGCAGGCUUCGAAGCAACCCCUUCCGAGAUCCGACCUUUGAGGUCUGUGUGCACUUAGCACGUUCAGAUGAAGUCUGCCUCUAGGCGCCUCAGUGUGUUGGUGUGUCGUCGCCUCUGGGGCACAUCUUCCGAAUUGUCCCGAAACUAGACAUUGGUCCGUGCGUAGGAGCUGUGGUUAUGACAGAAUUAUGGUUACAGACUAGCCUCUGUAGUACUUGUAUUCAGGCUCUGAAAACUUGGACAGUUUGAAAGGUGAGUGAUAAUCAAUUUGUAAAGAACAUUGCUCGUGUAUUUUAUUUAUCAGAUGUUGAUGAUGUCUCGGUCUUGUUCCGCGAGCCCUCCGUCACCAGUAUCAUACCACGUAUGAACCCGAUGGUUUACAGUUGUCGGUGGAGCAAACUUCAAGGACCACGACUGGAAGCCUUUACGUGGAUUUCCAUAUAUGCAGAGACUCGAAUAAAGGACCGCAAAAAUGACAGUCUGCAACCUGCUUCUCAAGGUCAAGCGAGCCGAGGGAGUGGAUGCCUGCGUACCCUUCAAAACCCACACCCGCGUAUACGUAACAGUUACACACAAGGGAACCGUCUAUACAACCGCUUCGAUAGAAGAUAUGGGACAGAAUCCGAAUUGGGAUGAAGGGCUCCGCGAAGGAGCCAUUUGGUUUCCAGUGAUUUUUGACAUAAAAGACACCGUCAUCCUGGAGCUGUUCAACAGUAAAGACAAGAGUAUAGGGAAGGCGAUACUUAACUAUGCGGAAAUACGAGAUAUGCGUGCGGGGCAACAGAAAGACAUUUCCUUGCAAGUGAUGGUGCCGAGGUUCACCUCAUCCAGGCAGAGGCAGUUCGGAGACUUAUUCGUAGCUGUGCAGAUGACGGCGCAGCAGGCAAGAGGAGAGCACGGCGAUCUCCAAUUGAAGCUGAGGGGAGGAUACGUCAAAGGAAUGACAUCUAUAUUAUCAAGAGUUUCGGAAGUCAGUGUAAAGCUGAGCUACUUACACACAACAUACAAAAGUGGAAUACUUGGGGGUCAAGGAGACAAGUUCUUGUGGGUUGACGGAUCCUUCGAGAACACCUUCACUUUUCUGAUCGACACGCAAAAUGAAAAUCAGAUAAUCAAGGUUCAGGUGUACAAUUAUCAACUCUUGGUUGGAGAAUGCGUGGAAACGGUGGGAAAGUUCAAAAGAGAACGCACGGUAGCGUUGCCGUUGAAUGCGAGGGGCAGAUCUGUGGGCAACAUCGAAGUGGCUACCGAAUUCACAUUGAAUCAUUUCACACGUACUACACCCACGUACCCGAACGGGAGCGAACAAAUCCCAACCUCAUUUCCAGAUUCUCCCUAUUCUACGCCGGAGAUGAAUAUGCACAACAUGAUGGAUUCCUUUGUGAAUUCCUUCGUCCCGCAGAUUCCAGCGUUAGAUAGAACCAGAUCCGGCUUCUAUUCCAGGAGUUAGUCUGUGAAAUGCAGACCUCUUCCCUGGAGGUUGCACGCCACCUUUGUCUGCCAUCCAACCUGCAGACGUAGUGUCGGUAUCGGUUCCGCCACCAGCUUCCGGGCGGAGCUCCCGAGGUGUGGAAUUUGUAGCCUUGUUUUAGAAGACAAAAGAAGAGUGUAAAUUCGGUUUGAUGUAGAUACAUUUUGCUCUUCUGACUCUGUUGCUUCCGCGCUUGCCACGAAAUGCAACUUCCGGAUCUGUUGGGGCGGCUGCCGCGUCAUUACUUGUCACAAUGUUUGCCAUAUUAACAGUGAAUAUCCGAGUUUUUGAAAGAGGCCUUGCAACCACGUAAGCCCAUUUGUGGUGGUGAUGGUGGUGGUCAUGUAUUCUGUUUUGUAGAAAAUAAACAACCCAAUUUUUUAAUA
Physcomitrium patens is the source of this 2003-nucleotide messenger RNA. Lineage: Eukaryota; Viridiplantae; Streptophyta; Bryopsida; Funariales; Funariaceae. The record is from RefSeq and is a predicted model, not a curated record.